AUGUCCACCUCUAAAACCUCAGAUAAACCCUUCACAGGCUCUGAAAUUAGCCAGACUGAAACAACUUUUUCUUCAUUGCAAAGAAACACCUCCCCAUCUCAACCUACUGAGAGAAGAGGCCGGCGAAAGCAAGCCGAGCCAGGCAGGUUCCUUGGGGUGAGGCGUCGCCCAUGGGGUCGAUAUGCUGCUGAGAUCAGAGACCCCACAACCAAAGAGAGGCAUUGGCUUGGGACAUUUGACACUGCUCAAGAAGCAGCUCUUGCCUAUGAUAGGGCUGCCCUUUCUAUGAAAGGCACCCAAGCAAGAACCAACUUCAUAUACUCUGACAACACAACUUUCCACUCUCUUCUCACUCCUUUUGAUAUGCAAACCCUCUUGCAGCCAUCACAGUUCAUGAUCACGGGCACUCAGACUGAAAACCCCACUAAUCAGACCAGUUCAUAUCAGCCUGACAUGCCUCAUAGUGGAAUAAAUAUUCGUUACAAUGGUGAUACUUCCAUCCAAUCCGAUAAUGACAACAGUUCUCAGUCUUCAUAUGGUUCAUCACCUAAUGAAAACUUUUUUUUCUCAAAUGACACCAACUCAGGCUACUUGGGGUGCAUAGUUGAGAACUGCUUGCAGCCUCUUCCUAAUACCACUACUAUGAACUUCACAAGCAUCAAUGCCAAUACUACGAAUGAUCAAAACUUUGCCUCCAAUUCGAGUUUUCCUGAAAUUCAAUCAAAUUGUCAUGGUAAUGCACCUCCUGCAGAAGCUACUAGUGUAGCAACAAUGGCAUCAAACCCUACAAAUUUUUCAAGCUACGAUGAAAUUUACAAUGGAUAUUGGGGUGAGCAGCCAUGGGAGCUAAAUUCCUGGGAACUCUCUGCCAUGAUCAACAAUCCUAUGAUGGUGGAAGAUGGAUGCAUGGGAACUCUUUAUCCCAUGCACCCCACCGUCAAUAACCCGAGCUCCGAGUUGAUGCCUUCAGUCACUUCUUCAGCAACUUGCUCCUCUAUAGUUUCUCCUUCUGAUGCUAGCUGGAAGGUAUAUGAGGUUUGCUGGAUUGUUGAAGGUUGGAUAUGGCUUAUUCAAGAUGAAACAGGAGGCCAUAUGGAGAAUUAUAUGAAAACAGAGAUGAGUGGAGCUACAGAGUGCUAG
Messenger RNA from Ilex paraguariensis (yerba mate), 1140 nucleotides. The record is from the annotation of a GenBank genome assembly. Lineage: Eukaryota; Viridiplantae; Streptophyta; Magnoliopsida; Aquifoliales; Aquifoliaceae.